GUGGCCGCGCGCACAUCCAAGUGAAGGCAGUUGGUUUCGAGUCACCCGUUGGCCGUUGCAGGCCGAGUCGGCCGAGUCCGUGGCGCGCGCACAGCCGCACAGCAGUCGCGCAGAAGUCGCCCGGAAGUCAAGAUGAGGAGAAUCUUCCUCCUCGCCGUGGUGGCCGUCAGCGUCUCGACAGUGUACUCGCAGAAGAGCGACAAGGGCAAGGAGGACUUCCAAUGCCCCGAGGGUUCCGGCAACGGAAACUUCGCGGACCCCACCACGUGUAGAAGAUUUUACCAGUGCGUGGAUGGCUACCCGUACCUGAACCGCUGCCCCGCCAGCCUGUACUUCGACGACGUCAACAAGCUCUGCACGUUCAAGAACGAGGCGCGAUGCGGCCCACUGCCUACUACCCCCGCACCCAUCACCGAGACCCCCGUGGACCUGGCGCAGAAAUGUGACCCCUCCAAGUGCCAGCUGCCCUACUGCUUCUGCUCCAGGGAUGGCACCCUCAUCCCCGGAGGGCUGGAGCCCGCCGAGACUCCGCAGAUGAUCCUGCUGACGUUCGACGGCGCCGUCAACAUCAACAACGUGGAGCACUACCAGAAGGUGCUGACCGACCAGCGCAAGAACCCCAACGGCUGCCCCAUCCGCGGCACCUUCUUCAUCUCGCACGAGUACUGCGACUACCACAUGGUGCAGGACCUCGCCUCCAAGGGCCACGAGAUCGGCACCGAGACCAUCUCGCUGCAGCAAGGCCUGCAGGACAAGGGCUACGAAGAGUGGGUCGGCGAGAUGAUCGGCCAGCGGGAGAUCCUGCGCCACUUCGCCAACGUUUCGAGGAGUGACAUCACGGGGAUGCGGGCACCCUACCUCAAGCCCGGCCGCAACACGCAGUACGAGGUGAUGGAGGACUUCGGCUACAUCUACGACAGCUCCAUCGGCAUUCCCCCGUCCAGGGUGCCCAUCUGGCCCUACACCCUCGACUACAAGAUACCCCAUGAGUGCAAGUCGGGCACCUGCCCCACCAAGACUUUCCCAGGCAUCUGGGAGGUGCCGCUCAACGCGCACUACGUGGAGACCUACGAGGGCGGCCACUGCCCGUACCUGGACCAGUGCGUGCUGCACAACCACAACGCCGACGAGGUGUUCGAGUGGCUCAAGGAGGACUUCAACCGCGCCUACAAGCAGAACCGAGCGCCCUACAUGAUGCCCUUCCACACCAACUGGUUCCAGAUCAAGGAGCUGGAGCAGGGACUCCACAAGUUCGUCGACUGGUCAAAGAGCCUGCCGGACGUCUGGUACGUGACGGUGACACAGGCCUUGGUGUGGAUGACCGACCCGCGGCCCGCCAAGGACCUCAACUCGCUGGAGGCGUGGAAGUGCGACAAGAAGGAGAACCUGCCCCCGCCGGCGUGCAGCCUGCCCAACAGCUGCGCCGUGCCCUUCAAACCGCCAGAAGCCAACUUCUCCGCUACAAGGUACCUGACAACUUGCCGGAGCUGUCCGAAGAGAUAUCCCUGGCUGGGCGAUUCCGAGGGAACUGGCAUUGAUGGCAAGGACCAGUACACACCAGAGAACUGAACAGGGAAGGCCAGAGGGCACCCCAUGGGGCACCCCUUUCCCUUCACCACUGCCUCCAUUCUUUUCAAUGUUAACUUAGCGACAGGAUCGUAUCAUGAUCGUAUGGUGGGCAUUCCCUUUUACAACUAGCAUAACUACAGCAAUUCGGGAGACAAAAGAAAAAAAAUCUGAGAAAUACCCAACACAACACUUGAUAUUCAGUUUUAACUUGUUAGGUCACAAACACAUACAGUAAAAUUGUCUGAAGUUAAACCCCUUCUCAUGAUCAAACAAUGAUUCUACAAUCUCUAUUACUUGUGCUGUGGAUGACAUCAGAAGACCUUUUUGCAUUGUAUCAAAACUGAAGCUUCAUUCAACGAGUGAAAUUCAGAAAUGCUAUUGACUGUUAUUUUUUUUCAACAAUGUUGUUACAUAAGUGAAUAAGUAAAUUUUAAUUUUGUAAUUGUUCUUCUUUGUAAAAAGACUUUAUUAUUAUUAUUAAAACAAUUUUAAGAAA
Molecule: messenger RNA, 2065 nt
Organism: Thrips palmi
Lineage: Eukaryota; Metazoa; Arthropoda; Insecta; Thysanoptera; Thripidae
Gene: Cda4
Exons: 10
Coding region: 133-1569 (478 amino acids)
Biological process (GO): carbohydrate metabolic process
Cellular component (GO): extracellular region
Molecular function (GO): hydrolase activity, acting on carbon-nitrogen (but not peptide) bonds; chitin binding
Source: RefSeq, a predicted model, not a curated record